UUCCCCCCUGUGUCGUCGUCGCGCGGCCGUGUGUGAGUGUCUCUCUCGUCCCCCUUUGCAGGAGGCUCCGCUCUGGCUUGCAGCAGGCUGUUGUGCUCGGGAGUCGGGACUGUCGUCGGGAGCAGUGUGUAGCUCGCGGAGAGCCGUCGUCGCCGUCGUGUGCUAUAUACAUCGCACAUAUACUUGUCGGUAUAUAUUACGCCUUGCUUCCUUCCGCGCGGGCGGUGUGCGAGAGAGCAUCGUAUGUAGCGCACAGUACAGUGAGUGAGUUUCGGGGAUCGUUUCGUCCAUCCGCACACACACAAGAAGAGCGAGAGAGAGAGCUCUACUCUACGGACACACAUACACGCAAUAAUAUAUCUAUAUACGUGCAUCGGCGACGGUGGCGGAUACAUCGCUAGGCCUUGCCGCCUUCUACUCAGCAGCAGUAGUAGUAGUGGUAGUAUUCGGCUCUCUCUCUCUCUCUCUAUCCCUUGAAGGAAGAAGAAGAAGAAAAGGAAGAAGCGAGUCGAGCAGCAGUGGCCUCGAGAUGACGAGGAGAGAAUUUCCCGCGGGCCUACUGUAGCUCAUAGCGCCUCCCUCUGACAGGAGCCUCGCCUCAGCGCAGCGUCAGCGGAGCCAACGGACGCGCUUCGCCUCCACAGGAAGAGUGGCCGAGCUCGGAGUCCGAAGUGUCGGAUAGCGAAGGAGAGCCAGCUGCUGGCUCGAGCGGGCCGGCGAUGGACGACAGCGUGAACAAGCGCCAGGCGACUCGCGUCUUCAAAAAGUCCAGUCCCAAUGGCAAGAUCACCGUCUACCUCGGCAAGCGGGAUUUCGUCGAUCACAUCAGCCACGUCGAUCCAAUUGGUGAGUAUUUAACAGUAUUAUUAUUCAAGCCUUCUAAAACGCCGCCGUCCUUCGAAUUCGCAGACGGAGUGGUGCUGAUCGAUCCGGACUAUGUGAAGGACAGGAAGGUGUUCGGCCACGUGCUGGCCGCGUUCAAGUACGGCCGAGAGGACCUCGACGUGCUGGGGCUGACCUUCCGCAAGGACCUCUACCUGGCGGCCAAGCAGAUCUACCCGGUGCAGCCAGGAACGCAGCCGAGGGAGCUGACGCGACUGCAGGAACGACUGAUCAAGAAGCUCGGCAGCAAUGCCUAUCCGUUUUACUUCGAGCUACCGCCCCACUGUCCAGCCUCGGUGACGCUGCAACCGGCGCCCGGCGAUACGGGCAAGCCCUGCGGCGUCGAUUACGAGCUCAAAGCCUUCGUCGGCGAGACGCAGGACGACAAGCCGCACAAGCGCAACAGCGUUAGGCUGGCCAUACGCAAGAUCAUGUACGCCCCCUCGAAGCAGGGCGAGCAACCCUCGACGGAGGUCAGCAAGGACUUCAUGAUGUCGCCGAGCAAGCUGCACCUCGAGGCCUCGCUCGACAAGGAGCUCUAUCACCACGGCGAGAACAUCGCCGUCAACGUACACAUAGCCAACAACAGCAACCGGACGGUCAAGAAGAUCAAGGUCUCCGUCAGGCAGUUCGCCGACAUAUGCCUCUUCUCUACCGCCCAGUAUAAGUGCACGGUAGCCGAGGCCGAGAGCGAUAUAGGGGUAGCGCCAGGAUUCACCUUGAGCAAGGUAUUUUCCCUUAAGCCGACGCUUGCCGACAACAAGGACAAGCGGGGUCUUGCUCUUGAUGGGCAACUUAAGCACGAGGACACCAACCUCGCCUCGAGCACCAUGGAGGGCUGCCCAGUCGGUCCGGGUUUCACGCUGAGCAAAGUAUUUUCCCUGACACCGCUUCUCGCCAACAACAAAGACAAGUGGGGACUCGCCCUAGAUGGCCAGCUCAAACACGAGGACACUAAUUUGGCCUCCAGCACGCUAGUAGCGGAUCCGUCACAGCGUGAAAACCUCGGCAUAAUCGUGCAGUACAAAGUAAAGGUAAAGCUUUGCCUUGGAGCUCUCGCAGGAGAGCUGGUUGCGGAGCUGCCGUUCAUACUGAUGCACCCGAAGCCGGAAGAGGAGGAGCCCGCGCCAUCGACAGCACGGCCAAGUCCCACGCAUAAAACCGAAGACGGAGUGGAAGACACCAACCUCAUCCAGCUGGACGAGGAAGCCGACGGUGACGAUAUUAUUUUCGAAGACUUUGCUCGUCUUAGGCUGAAAGGGGAAACGGAUGCCUGACCAUGUACGUCAUGCGGAACGGUACAAACGAUUCGCACGGAGACGGAUGUUCGCGCCAUCGGUUGAUCAUUUUCGAGUCGCGACAAAAACUCAGAAGAAGCCAUGAAAGCGCCAACACAACAAUGGAGAGGAAAGAAAGGGUGAAGACAGUGAACGAAAAGAACAGGAGGAAGAAAGGCAUUAUGAAGCUGGAUAACACGGGCACGAGACACUCUCUUUGCGUUUCCGUUUUUUCCAGUCUUGAAAACCUCAGUUCCCUCUUCUCGUGAUUUCAAGAUCGCGCAUUUUCAGACAGGACAAAGCUGCGACUCGCGAAAUGCUUAAAACAACAAAUUAUCGGUUUCUAGUUCGUUUUUUUUUAACGAUUAGUUUCCUAUUUGUUUAUACGUGUGCUCACUCACAUAGAUGAAAUUUUUCGUAUACGAUUUUAUUGAUACCAGGGCGAAAAACGGCCAGUUUUUAUACGAACGUGCAUGCGCAUCAUUUGGCAUCACGUUGAUAUUUUUUACCGAAUAUUUCGAAUUGUUAUCGAUGCGAUUUUUUAUAUUUUAAUGAUUUCCAUAUCUCCUUUGACAUUCAAACUUCUUUUUCAGUUUGUUUUAGGGAGUCUUUGUUGCGUGUACUAUGUGAUAAAAAUGAUGAAAGUGAGUUCAACGUAAAAAAUUGUUCAUAAAACACGAUAAAUGAAAAUGAAAAUGAAGCUAUUUGUUAUGAAUUCGAGAUAAAGGGCGAUGGUUUUAAGACUGACACCGAAGUUACGCCGAAGCAACCUUAGCCGUGUUAACCGAAGGACUUUUAGAACACAAUUUAUCGAUAUGUAUGCCUGACCACGUGGAACAAAAGAAGCCUAAAUUCUUUUCGUUUAGGAAAAAUUACGUCUAGGGCUUUGCAUCUCCAUGGCUCGUUUGCUCUGCUUAAAUUUUAAGCUCAACACUCACGCUUGGAGCUUGAUUUCUUCUUGUAAAACAAAUAAGCACUGCAAGAUCGCCCUUUGUGUGCGUGUGUAUUCUUCGGUUGGCUCGAUUCGAUGACAGCAGAGGCUAUUUGCUACUAAAGACACGAUUGAAUAAUGUUUGAAUCAUUAAUCUAGUAAAUGUACGCCGUAAACACAAUUACGGCAAGACUUUUUAUCUUUAAAGCAAAAAACAGCUAAAGACAAGGAAAAACACAUUCUUUAUUGUGACUGAAGUAGAAAGGUAGACCGGUUGAGUACAUAGUCAAUAUAAUUCAAUUAACGAAUGUCGCUGAGCAUAAAAUAAUUAAGAAGGAUCAGUUAUGGGAUGAAAAAGUCUAGAUGGAUUAUUCAGAAAUACGGCUGCUUUCACGAAGAGUUUGAAAGUCAUUGGUAACUGCAUUCCAGAUAUAUUUAUAUUGUGCGUAAAAUGUAUGUAUUGCAUUUCCACAAUUAUUGUUGUCAUUGACUGUUCUGGUCAUGAUGGGUAGAGCCGCGUUCUGAAUGUCUGGAUACUUAUUCAUGCACAUGCUUGUGCGUGCACAUAUUUUAUGAACUCUAAAUUUCUUGGAACGAAAGGUCCUACUUUUUAAGCCGAUAAUUACUUCGAUCAGAAUCAACAGUAUUCUCAUUUUAAUUAUCUUACAGAAUCCAAGCAGUUAUCCACACAUGUAUAGUGAUUAUUUUAAUUGAAGCAAAAAAAAGUAGAGUAGCUGAAUCUUCAUUCCAAGCAAUUUAACAAGCAGUAUUUAUUACCCAGUCCUUUUUGUGAAUGAACUCCAAUUUAUCUUGUCAUUGAAGUGCUCUUGUGUAACAAAACAAGUCGCCACCUUUUGCUCUUAUCGUGUUUUCAGUAUACAUGACGUAUGAUGAUCGAGGCUCGACCAUAUACAUCGAUUUAUAAUUCGAGAAAGUAUCCUGAUGGAAUGUGUUAAAAAUGCAUGUGUACAUACGUAAAUCAAUAUAAAAAUAGUAUUUUUUAUCGUUUUAGUACCUAUGGAAUAUAUAUAUAAAUAUACAUAGAUUAUAUAAAUGUAUGCGUAUACAUGCGUAUGUAAAUGCAUGUAUAUGCAUAUAGGUAUAUAUGUAUAUUUAGACUCCAGCUCUAAGCAGUAUGUACGUAUGUAUGUAAUAUACAUAUAUAUAUAUAUAUAUAUAUAAAUAUAAAAUAAUACAACUACUAUAAUGCCAAAGCAAAAAUUUCGCUUUAACGAUUCAUCAAAAGUUAGAAAAAAAAAACUAGCUUUGUUUGAAUGCAAAGCAUUAAUGUGACAAUUGCCCACCGAUACUAUCUAAAAUACUUGUUGAUAAGUAUAAAAUUGUGGAGUAUUAAACCGAAAAUUGCAGUCCAGGAUAAUUAGAUUAAUGAAAUUUGAUUCAAGAAUCAAUUUGUUGGAUAUGAUUUAUUUCUUUUAAUAACACGAAUAGAAAUCAUAAUUUUUAAGUAAAGUUUUACGAAAAAAAGCAUUUUUAAACUCUUUGUAAUACGACGCCCAUUUUUAUUACAGUGAGUAUAUUAUAUGAUGCGCCGAGCAUCAUGUCCACUGUCAUUGCACAAUAUUUUUUAAAAAAUUUUACACGAACUGAAAUGCUAGUGUUUACUUAAAUAAUCAGCAAGGCAUUCAGUAAAGGUACAAUGCAUUAAUUAUUGGUGGCUGAAAUACCGUUAAGAUCAUUUGCGAAAUCAGCGGUUAACGAACUGUCACAUUCAAUAGUUAUACGAAAAUGAAGAUGCAUCUUGACAUUAGGAAUUAGAUUUGUUCAAAUUUUUUUUUCUAAUAACGUCAUUGUUUGUCAACGCUAUAUUUUGUAUAAAAAAAUGUGACUGUUGAGAUUUUUCUAUUAACAAUAACGGUGCUCAUUUUAUGCAGUAAUGCAAUCGUAUCAUCGAACAAAUUCAAUUAUAAAGAAAGUAUAGAUAUUUAAAUGUUUUGAUAAGUUUAAUAAAAGUAACCGACUAUUAAUCAUAGUACAUAUACAUGCAUUGGGGACACGCGCGUAAUUUUCCCAGAUAGUUUAAAAUAUUAAUUGCAUUUAUGUUUUUAACUUAUUUGUGUGAAAGAAAUAGUAUUUAGGGCAUUCAUUAUUAAUUAUUAACGAGCAGAACAAUGAAUGAAGUGAAGGAAAGAUGUUGAAAAAAAAAUAUGUACAUAUAUGUAUACACAAGUGAUUAUUGUGUAUGUAUGUACGUAUUUAUAACUACAUGUACACAUAUAUAUCAAUGUGAAUGUAAAAUUGCAUUGUAUUCUCGUAUAUUAUGACCACGAUAAUGGUAAUUUAAUAAAUCCUAAUUAUUGGGAAAUCACUGUUUA
Nasonia vitripennis (jewel wasp) is the source of this 5423-nucleotide messenger RNA. RefSeq names its product beta-arrestin-1 (gene krz). Gene Ontology annotation, biological process: signal transduction; G protein-coupled receptor internalization. NCBI's taxonomy places the organism in Eukaryota, Metazoa, Arthropoda, Insecta, Hymenoptera, Pteromalidae. Gene Ontology annotation, molecular function: G protein-coupled receptor binding. The record is from RefSeq and is a predicted model, not a curated record. The transcript has 7 exons. Bases 720 to 2159 code for a protein of 479 amino acids. Gene Ontology annotation, cellular component: cytoplasm.